Messenger RNA from Cornus florida, 2154 nucleotides. Its product is annotated as protein NUCLEAR FUSION DEFECTIVE 4-like. The record is from RefSeq and is a predicted model, not a curated record. NCBI's taxonomy places the organism in Eukaryota, Viridiplantae, Streptophyta, Magnoliopsida, Cornales, Cornaceae. Gene Ontology annotation, cellular component: membrane. The transcript is spliced from 3 exons. The coding region runs from base 173 to 1870 and encodes 565 amino acids.
UGCCAAGUGAAUACUUAUAUAUCAGACAAACACACUCAUCCCUCUUCAUCUUUUCCUCUCUUUCCUCUCCUGUGUCCAUAUGCAGAUGUCUUGAAUCUUUGUUAUAUGUGCCCAUCCAUGAGAUUAAACUCGCAACUCGUAGGUGGUCUCUGAAGCUCAAUCAAACCCAUUAAUGGUUACCUUGAAAGGUGGGACAAGACCACCAUGGGUGGGUCUUGGAGCUGCUGUAUGGCUUCAGAUAGCAUCUGGGAAUGCCUACAAUUUCCCUCUCUAUUCUCAUUCUCUCAAAUCAGUUCUGGGUUUCAAUCAACGCCAGCUCACAAUGCUCGGAGUGGCCAACGAUAUUGGUGAGAACGUUGGCCUUCUUCCCGGCAUAGUCUGCAACAAAUUUCCCCCAUGGGUUGUUCUUCUCAUCGGUGCGUUUGCUUGCUUCUUUGGUUAUGGGGUUCUCUGGUUAGCCGUCAGCCGUACUGUUGAGUCCUUGCCCUAUUGGUUGCUAUGGGUUGCGCUAUGUGUUGCCACCAAUAGCAGUGCUUGGAUAUCCACACCUGUGCUUGUAACCAACAUGAGAAACUUCCCUCUCAGUAGGGGCACUGUUGCAGGCAUUCUCAAAGGUUAUGGGGGGCUCAGUGCUGCAGUAUAUACUGAAUUUUUUGGCGUGCUGCUUCAACAUUCCUCUUCUAGGCUCUUGUUGUUUCUCACACUUGGGGUUCCUUUUCUAUGUAUUGUGAUGAUGUACUUUGUUAAGCCUUGUACUCCUGCUUCUGGGGAAGGCUCUGUUGAGCAUGGUCAUUUUGUUUUCAUCCAAGCUGCCAGUAUUUUGCUUGGUUUAUAUCUGCUCACAACCACAGUAUUGGAUAAUUUUCUUUCUUUAAGUGCUCCCUUAUCCUACUCCCUAAUUGUUACAAUGGUCCUGCUUCUCAUGGCUCCACUUGCUAUCCCAGUAAAGAUGACAUUUUACCCCUCAAAUUGCAGUAAGUUGGCGACACUUGGUCGACCUGUUGGCUCUUCAGAUAAUCUGACUAAAGCUGAUAAUGCAGACAAAACAGAACCGUUGCUAAUUCCAUCUUCAUCAACUUCAAACCUUGGAAGUUUUCACGAGAGCGACAGUGUCUCAGAUGUGGAUAUGCUUCUUGCCGAGGGAGAGGGGGCGGUGAAGAAGAAGAGGAGGCCCAAAAGAGGGGAGGAUUUCAAGUUUUGUGAAGCAUUAAUCAAGGCGGAUUUCUGGCUUCUUUUAUUUGUUUACUUUGCUGGGGUUGGUUCAGGGGUUACUGUUCUCAAUAACCUGGCUCAGAUAGGAAUAGCUCAAGGUGUACACAAUACAACAAUGCUGCUGUCGAUCUUCAGCUUUUUCAAUUUUGUGGGUCGUCUUGGUGGGGGAGCAGUCUCUGAGCUAUUUGUCAGGUCAAAAGCAAUCCCCAGGACAAUUUGGAUGACAUUCACACAAGUAAUAAUGAUCAUUACAUAUCUCCUGUUUGCUUCUGCUCUGGAUGGUACUCUUUAUGUUGCAACUGCAUUACUUGGAAUAUGCUUCGGUGUCCAGUUUUCUAUCAUGAUCCCGACGGCGUCUGAGCUUUUCGGCUUGAAGCAUUUUGGUAUUAUUUACAACUUCAUGUCACUAGGGAACCCUCUUGGUGCUUUUCUUUUCUCAGGUCUCCUUGCUGGUUACUUAUAUGAUGUAGAGGCAGCGAAGCAGCAUGCUGUGUCUUGCUUGGGUCCAAAUUGCUUUAGGCUUACUUUCCUUGCUCUGGCUGGUCUUUGUGGUUUCGGCACCAUUCUUAGCAUAAUUUUGACUAUGAGAAUUAGGCCCGUUUACCAAAUGCUUUAUGCCGGUGGCUCGUUCCGGCUCCCCCAAAGUUCCAAUCACUGAGAUGAUCGGAAAAUCUGUGCUUCUUGGACUUGCAUCAAUUAAGAGAAUGUAGUAAGACCACCAUGUUAGCAAUUUUGUACAUCUGGUCUGUAACUUAUGCAUAUUAUCCUUGUUAGAACUCAACAGUUUUCAGUAUAUGAUAUCCACGUGGGGUUUGGGUCCUAUGGGUUUACUGUAAUAUUAAUAUAGCUCUUGAUUCAUCUGAAAAUAUAAUUUGGGCUACUAUAUGAGUGAACUUUCAGGUGAAACUAUGACAAAUAAAUGAUCAUUGUUUUGAUUAUGGU